Molecule: messenger RNA, 1095 nt
Organism: Adelges cooleyi (spruce gall adelgid)
Lineage: Eukaryota; Metazoa; Arthropoda; Insecta; Hemiptera; Adelgidae
Product: kelch-like protein 3
Exons: 8
Coding region: 140-1024 (294 amino acids)
Molecular function (GO): protein binding
Source: RefSeq, a predicted model, not a curated record
UCCAAGUGUUCAUUGUAAUUUGAAAAUUUUACUUUUAAAAAAUUGAAUCGCCUACGGUUUAUUAAGUUUUCUGUUUUUUUGCUUUGUUAAUCUUUAAUCGUGUCUAGUUUCUACUAUACGACAAACACAACUGUUCAACAUGUUUCCAAAGUACUCUCCACAUACCAUACCAAUCAAAACUUUGAGCAUUAUGUAUGAACAUUUUCGAAUCUUGUACGGGUUCUUCCAAGAGCAAACCUUAUGCGAUGUCACGCUGAUAUGUGAUGAUGGCGUUCAAAUUUUAGCUCAUAAAGCAAUUUUAGCAUCUGCAAGCCCUAUGCUGUUAGCAAUGUUCAAUGGUGGCUUUAAGGAGACUAAAGAAAUUAGUAUGCCUAUUAAAGAUAUUGAGUCUGGUAUAUUGACGUCAAUUGUAACUUGUGCAUAUACAUUUCAGAUGGAUAUCCAGGAAAAUAAUAUAAAAAAACUAUUGAGAGCUUCUGAAUACUUUCAAUUUAACUAUGCUAAGGAUUUAUGUUACGAUUAUGUUAAAAAAAACAUAAACGUCAAUAAUUGUAUUAAUUUUAUGAGCUUUUCUGAACCUACAUCACAAAAAGGGCUAUACACUUAUUGUUUCUUGUAUUGUUUAGAACAUUUUAAAACAAUUCUGGAAAAUGAAUCGCAGGUAAUAGAAUUAUGUGAAUUAAAUUUUGAAGAUAUUACUAAGCUCAUAUCAAAUGAUCAUUUGGUGGUUGAAUUUGAAGAAAAGAUAAUUGAUUUCAUUUUUGAAUGGAUAAAAUAUGAUUUAGAGGAACGAAGUAAAUAUUUAUCAAAUUUACUUAAUUAUUUGAGGUUACCUUUAAUUUCGAAAAAAGCAAUACUACGAAUAUGUGAUGAACCAUUGAUGAGAAGCCAACUUGACUGUUCGUUGGAUAUCAUGAAAAAUUAUUUAUCUGUCGAUGUUGAUGAAAACAUUACAAAAGCAACAAUGAGGACACCUCAUUUGUAUAAUCCAAAUGUCAAUCCAAUUGUGAUGAUUCUUAUGUAAUGUUUAUGGAUCUGAGGCGGGAAAAUGAUCUUAAUUGGAAAUCAUGUGAUUAUUCAUUUUUUUGUCCACCC